AUGGUGUCUGAACGGUUCAUCUUUGGCUUGAUAAGCCUUCAUCUGAUCAUGGGUUGCACUGGUGGUGACGACAUGUGUAAGGCCUCCAUUGGUGGUCGUAGAGGGGCGUGUCCUUCUACUUGGAUCCAGUGGGGCGGCAAAUGCUACAAAGUCAUCACUGAGCACCUGACAUGGAUUGAGUCAAAAGAUGAGUGCACCAAGAUGGGAGGUGCCAUGGUCGUGCCACAGUCUCAGAAGAAAACUGAUUUCCUCGUGGCGCUAGUGCCCGAGGCUGCAUACCUGUUUUGGAUCAAUUGCAACGAUCUAGAGGAAAAAGAUACUUGGAAGUGUCAGGAUGGUACUGAUGAGGUGGAGUUCAGGAAUUGGGACCCUUUAAACAGCCAACCUGACAACUGGGGGCAUAAUGAGCACUGUGCUGGGGUAUGGUCAGGAGGGAAAUGGAACGACUUCCAAUGUGAUACGACACUCCCUGCAAUAUGCAUCCGACCUGCACCACAGCUGCACUUUUAA
Messenger RNA from Patiria miniata (bat star), 510 nucleotides. Its product is annotated as lactose-binding lectin l-2-like. The record is from RefSeq and is a predicted model, not a curated record. The transcript is spliced from 2 exons. Bases 1 to 510 code for a protein of 169 amino acids. NCBI's taxonomy places the organism in Eukaryota, Metazoa, Echinodermata, Asteroidea, Valvatida, Asterinidae.